Saimiri boliviensis boliviensis (Bolivian squirrel monkey) is the source of this 12047-nucleotide messenger RNA. The record is from RefSeq and is a predicted model, not a curated record. Lineage: Eukaryota; Metazoa; Chordata; Mammalia; Primates; Cebidae.
CUGCUUUUCCUUAGGCCGAGAUUUUCCACUGCGCCCUUCCACGUACCCCGGUUCCAAACCCCUGGCCACGACAUGGAAGAAUUUUUGCAACGCGCCAAAUCUAAACUGAAUCGAAGCAAACGCUUGGAGAAGGUCCACGUGGUUAUUGGGCCUAAAUCGUGUGACUUGGAUUCUCUCAUUUCUACCUUCACGUAUGCUUACUUUCUGGACAAGGUCAGUCCACCAGGGGUUCUGUGUUUACCAGUGCUGAACAUACCAAGAACUGAAUUCAACUACUUCACUGAGACAAGGUUUAUUUUAGAAGAGCUAAAUAUCUCCGAAUCAUUCCACAUAUUCCGGGAUGAAAUUAACCUGCAUCAGCUGAAUGAUGAAGGGAAGUUAUCGAUAACACUUGUUGGCAGUCACGUGCUGGCAAGUGAAGACAAAACUUUAGAAUCAGCAGUUGUCAAAGUCAUUAAUCCAGUUGAGCAGAGCGACGCCAAUGUUGAGUUCCGAGAGUCUUUCUCUUCCCUCGUGCUAAAGGAGAUUCUCCAGGAGGCUCCUGAUCUCAUCACCGAGCAACUGGCUCAUCGCCUCAGAGGUAGCAUUCUUUUCAAGUGGAUGACCAUGGAAUCAGAGAAGAUCUCAGAGAAGCAGGAGGAAAUUCUUUCCAUCCUGGAAGAAAAAUUUCCUAACUUGCCUCCAAGAGAGGACAUCAUCAGCGUCCUGCAGGAGACCCAGUUCAAUGCUCAGGGUUUAAGUAUUGAACAGACAAUGUUAAAAGAUCUAAAGGAAUUGUCAGAUGGAGAAAUAAAAGUGGCCAUUAGUUCUGUGAGCAUGAACCUCGAGAAUUGUCUGUUUCACAGCAAUAUUACCAGUGACUUGAAAGCAUUUACAGACAAGUUUGGUUUUGAUGUCCUCAUCCUGUUCACCAGCUAUCUGUCAGAGGAGCAGCAGCCGAGACGACAGAUUGCUGUGUACUCAGAAAACCUGGAGCUGUGCAGUCAGAUUUGCUGUGAACUGGAAGAGUGUCAGAACCCUUGCUUAGAACUGGAGCCCUUUGACUGUGGCUGUGAUGAGAUCCUGGUGUACCAACAAGAGGACCCUUCGGUGACUUGUGAUCAGGUGGUUCUUGUUGUCAAGGAAGUCAUCAACAGGAGGUGUCCAGAGAUGGUCUCCAAUAGCCGGACGUCCUCAACAGAAGCUGUGGCAGGCAGUGCCCCCCUCUCCCAGGGGUCUUCCGGGAUUAUGGAAUUGUAUGGUUCUGACAUAGAGCCACAACCCAGCUCUGUGAAUUUCAUAGAGAACCCUCCAGAUCUCAAUGGUUCUAACCAGGCUCAGGUGGAUGCCAGCAUAGACCUUGUUAGUCCAGACAGCGGACUGGCCACCAUUAGGAGCAGCCGCUCAUCCAAGGAGAGCUCCGUUUUCCUCAGUGAUGACAGCCCCGUGGGAGAAGGUGCUGGGCCUCACCACAGCCUCCUCCCAGGGCUUGACUCCUACAGCCCCAUCCCUGAAGGGGCAGUUGCGGAGGAACACGCGUGGUCUGGAGAACAUGGUGAACACUUUGACCUCUUCCACUUCGACCCGGCACCCAUGGCUUCUGGACAGUCCCAGCAAUCUUCUCAUUCUGCAGAUUACUCCCCAGCAGACGACUUCUUCCCCAACAGCGACCUGUCAGAAGGACAGCUCCCUGCUGGGCCUGAAGGACUUGAUGGGAUGGGAACCACCGUGUCUAAUUAUUCAUCCAGUUCACUUUUGUCAGGGGCUGGCAAAGAUAGCUUUGUGGAAUAUGAUGAGGAGUUUGUCGAGAGACAAGAAAGUCCCAGAGAUAACUCUGAAAGAAAUUUGAGCCUGACAGAUUUUGUGGGAGAUGAAUCCCCUUCCCCAGAAAGGCUAAAAAACACUGGAAAGAGAAUCCCACCAACACCCAUGAAUAGUCUAGUAGAAAGCUCACCAUCCACUGAAGGAGCAGCCUCACUCUAUACAGAAGAUAUGACCCAAGAAGCAACUGACACAGGUCACGUGGGGCCACCUCAGAUCCAUGCACGGUGCAGCAGCUGGUGGGGUGGUUUGGAAAUUGACUCCAAAAAUAUUGCAGAUGCGUGGAGUUCCAGUGAACAGGAAUCUCUUUUCCAGAGCCCUGAAUCAUGGAAAAAGCAUAAGACAAGCUCCAUUGAUAGGAGAGCCUCAGAUUCUGUAUUUCAACCAAACAGUCUGGAAUUCAGAAAGUCAGGUCCCUGGGAGUCUGAAUUUGGUCAGCCUGAACUGGACAGCAAUGAUAUUCAAGACCAAAAUGAGAAAAGCUUGCCAUUCCAGAACCUGCCCAUGGAGAAAUCACCUUUGCCAAAUACAUCUCCCCAAGGAACAAACCACCUGAUAGAAGACUUUGCUUCCUUGUGGCACUCUGGUCGCUCUCCCACAGCGAUGCCGGAGCCCUGGGGAAAUCCUACAGAUGAUGGCGAAGCAGUGGCUGCGGCGCCAUUCCCACCGUGGAGUGCGUUUGGUAAAGAAGAUCAUGCCGAAGCUUUAAAAAAUACCUGGAAUUUGCACCCAGCGAGUGGCGAGACACCUUCUGUUAGGGACCCGAAUGAGUGGGCCAUGGCAAAAAGCGGCUUUGCCUUUUCUUCUUCAGAACUACUGGACAAUUCACCCAGUGAGAUAAAUGAUGAAGCAGCUCCAGAAAUCUGGGCCAAGAGGAACAAUGACUCCAGGGAUCUUAUCUUUGCACCUGGCAAUCCCGGUUCUGAUCUGGAUCACCCAUGGAUUAAUUCUAAGCCACCAAAAGAGGAUCAGAAUGGCUUAGUGGAUCCUAAAACUAGAGGCAAGGUAUAUGAAAAGGUAGAUUCCUGGAACCUGUUUGAGGAGAAUAUGAAGAAAGGAGGGUCAGAUGUCCUAGCUCCUUGGGAAGAUUCCUUCUUAUCUUACAAAUGUUCCGAUUACAGUGCAUCCAAUAUAGGAGAAGAUUCCGUGCCUUCCCCUUUAGAUACCAAUUACUCCACCUCAGACUCUUACACAUCACCAACAUUUGCUGGAGAUGAAAAAGAAGCUGAACACAAGCCAUUUGCUAAAGAGGAAGGCUUUGAGUCAAAAAAUGGUGACUCCACUGCAGAGGAGCCUGAAAUUCCUCCUCAGUCACAGCAGCAGCCACCUGGAAAUCGAAUCACUUCAGGUCCUGGGAACCUAGACAUGUGGACUUCACCUCAUACAGAUAACAGUUCUGAAACAAAUGCCACUCAUGACCUGGAUAAAAAUGAACUCAAGACAGAGCACACAGAUGGUAAGAAUGUCUCCGUGGAGGAUGACAUGGGGGAAAGCAGCCAGUCGAGUUACGAUGACCCCAGCAUGAUGCAACUGUACAAUGAAACAAACCGACAACUCACGCUUUUGCACACCAACUCCCAGCAGACGGCCCCUGACAACCUCGAUGUAUGGAACAGAGUGAUUUUGGAGGAUACUCAGUCUACUGCAACGAUCUCGGAUAUGGAUAAUGAUUUGGACUGGGAUGACUGCAGCGGGGGUGUGGCAAUCCCCAGUGACGGUCAAACAGAGGGAUACAUGGCUGAAAGUACUGAGCCAGAAACCCGAUUUACGGUGAGACAGCUGGAACCCUGGGGCUUGGAGUAUCAGGAAGCAAAUCAGGUAGAUUGGGAGCUCCCUGCCUCUGAUGAGCACACCAAGGACAGUGCUCCCAGUGAACACCACACACUGAAUGAGAAAAGUGGGCAGUUAAUUGCAAACAGUAUUUGGGAUUCUGUCAUGAGAGAUAAAGACAUGUCAUCGUUCAUGUUACCAGGCUCGUCACAUAUCACAGAUUCACAGCAAAGUAAAUUGCCUCCUGAAAUCCCCAGCCAUUCAGCAAAUGUUAAGGACACUCAUUCCCCAGAUGCGCCAGUAACCUCUGGAACCAGUGAGUCAGGGGCUCCUGUAUCUCAUCUUGACGAUCAGGACACAGAGAGGGAAACCCUGCAAAGUGAUGCAGCAUCCUUGGUGACUAGGCUUGAGAAUCCAGGCCAUUUUGCACACCCAGAUCUAUGGAAAGGUCAUAGCGAUGGACAAAGUGAAACUAGGAAGGCAGCCCUGGGAGCCACUGACAGGGGGCACCUUGAUGAAGAGGAGGUGAUCGCCUCUGGUGUAGAGACUGCCCCAGGGAUUCCUGAAAAAGGGCAGAGUGACCAGGAACUGUCUUCUCUGGCUGCAUCUGAACAUGAAGAAAUCUGCGUUAAAUCAGGCAAAAUCAGCUCCCUUGCGGUCACUUCCAGUCCUCAAACCGAGGAACCAGGGGAAGUUUUGGAGGAUGAGAAGGGGCCUUACAGUCUAGACUCCUGUGAUGUGCAAACAGCGAUGUCCGCAGAUAACCUGCAGCCAAAAGAUAACUAUGAAAAUCACCUCAUGAGUCAUAGAAAUUCAGGUGAAACUAUUGAGAUGACUUCAGAUGGGAUGGAUUUCACAAAAUAUGUAUCUGUUCCUGAGAAGGAUCUUGAGAAAACAGAGGAGUGUCACAUUCUAGAGCCAGAGACCCUGGGUAGAGGGCCACCUCACAAAGUUCCCCGAAGCCUUGACUUUGGGGAUGGCCCUGUAGACAGUGACGUGUCUGUCAGCUGCACAAGUUCUGAUGUUAAGGGGACUGAAACUCUUGAUGUUAAGGGGACUGAAAAUAGCCUUGCAGGAGCUGGUUCAUCUGGAAAUUUUGACACAGAUACUAUUUCUAGUGAGUAUACUCAUUCAAGUGCAUCGAGUCCUGAGUUAAAUGAUUCUUCAGUUGCACUGUCUUCCUGGGGCCAACAACCCAGUUCUGGGUAUCAGGAAGAGAACCAAGACAAUUGGCAUGACCAGCAUCGCCAAGAAUCUGAGCCAGUUACCACCGAUGUCCAAGUAGAAAUAGUCACUGAAAUGAAGGAUUUCGAGGAAAACAGAAUAAAUGAGUUUGAAAAGAGCUUUGAUCACAAAGCUCCUACAUUUUUAGAGAUCUGGAAUGACUCAGUUGAUGGUGAUUCCUUUUCUUCUUUAUCCAGUCCUGAAACAGGCAAAUAUUUUGAACAUUCAGGGACACACCAGGAAAGCAGUCUAAUCAUUAACUACCAGGAGAAAAAUGAACACAAGCUUCCUGAAACUGUGCAGCCAGAGGAUGCCAGGGUCAUUUCAACAAGCUCAGGGUCUGACGAUGAGAGUGUUGGUGGUGAAGAGUCAGCAGAGGAAGAGAUCCGUUUGGCCAGCUGCCACGUUGCUCAGGAUGAAUCCAGAGCUUGGCAUUCGUUGAAUGAAUCUAAUAAGUUCUUGGUCACAGCCAAUCCUGAGUCUGAAAAUAUUUCUGACCACCUAGGCAGCUCAGAGCCAGCAGAUAAUGAGAACAAGGCAAACUCAUUCUGUGACAACCAACAAAGCCGCCCUGAUCACUGGAAUUUCUCACCUUUAACGGAGACUGAAGUACAGAUUAUAGCAGUGGAGGAGAGGAGAGCUUCUCCAGAAACAGGGAAGACGGGAGAUGUUCUGUGGCAAGGAGCUCCCAAAGCUGAACCAAAGAACGAAGAUAAUUCUCAGCUGGAAAUGCUCGGCUUUUCAGCUGAUAGCAGUGAGUGGUGGAAUGCUUCACCCCAGGAAGGGAGACUAAUUGAGAGUCCAUUCGAAGGGGAGCUGUCUGACUCCAGUGGCGUGUUGGAGAUAAAUUCUUCAGUAUACCAAAAUGCCGGUCCCUGGGGAAUACCGGUUCAGGGUGACAGUGAGCCUGUGGAAACACGCUAUACUAAUCCUUUCAGUGACAACCAUCAGUCAUCCUUUCUGGAAGAUAAUGGGAAGAACUCCCAUGAGCAACUCUGGAACAUUCAACCAAGGCAGCCAGACCCAGAUGCCGACAAGUUUAGCCAGCUUGUAACACUGGACCAAAUCAAAGAAAAGGACUCAAGAGAGCAACCCUUUGUGUCUGCUGCUGCUGAUGAACUGACUUCUGCAACACCUACCCAAGAGCAGUGUCAGGCCACCAUGCUUUCGGUCUGUGAUCAGCCAGAUGCAGCCUUUACUCACACAGAGGAAAAUGGUUGUGUUACAUCUAACGUUUCAACUAGUGAAUGUCAAGAAACAAAUCAGUGGAAACAAGAAAAAUCACACCUAGAUGUGAUGACAAAUUCGAGCAUUGCCACAGAAAAUUUCCCUGCUUCCAUUUCUCCCACCCAGCUGAUAAUGAAGUCAGGCUCCGAAUGGGAUGGCUCUACCCCGAGUGAGGACUCCCGAGGGACCUUUGUGCCAGAUAUUUUACAUGGCAACUUUCAAGAGGGUGGGCAGCUGGCCUCUGCGGCACCUGACUUAUGGAUGGAUGCUAAGAAGCCCUUCAGUUUGAAAGCAGAUGGUGAGAAUCCUGACAUCCUGACGCACUGCCACCGUGACAGCAAUUCUCAGGCUUCCAACAGCCCUGAUAUAUGUCACAAUUCUGAAGUGAAGCAAGAGACUGAGAAGCAUCUCAGUGCUUGCAUGGGGCCUGAAGUGGAAUCCAGUGAGCUUUGUCUCACUGAGCCAGAGAUGGAUGAAGAACCCAGUCAUGAGGCUGGACGGGAGUUUUUCCCAUCCGGUGCAGAACUCAGUUCUGAAAAUGCAAUCCCUCUGCCUCCUAUCGGCAGUCAAGCAGACAUUAAGGGCUCCUCUCAGCCUGCCUCUCAUAAAGGUUCACCUGAACCUUCUGAAAUAAAUCGGGAUGAUAAUACAGGUUUACACACAUCAGAAAAAGGAGGCAGCCCAGAUAUGGCACCAAUUUUGGAACCAGUUGACAGAACAAUCUCAAGGAUUGAAAAAGUGGCCACCAGCAUUUUUGUAACUCACCAAGGGCCAACUCCAGAAGGUGACAGUUCUUGGAUAUCAGACAGCUUUUCUCCUGAAAGUCAGCCUGGUGUGAGAGCUUUGUUUGAUGAUGAGCCACAUUUAGCCACAGAGAAUCCUGCCAUGGUCCCUGAUGCUUUGCUAGCCUCAGACACUUGUCUAGAUAUAAGCGAAACUGCCUUUGACCACAGUUUCAGCGAUGCCUCGGGUCUCAACACAUCCACGGGAACAAUAGAUGACAUGAGCAAACUGACAUUAUCUGAAGGCCAUCCCGAAACACCAGUUGAUGGGGACUUAGGGAAGCAAGAUAUCUGCUCAUCCGAAGCCUCAUGGGGUGAUUUUGAAUACGAUAUGAUGGGCCAGAAUAUCGAUGAAGAUUUACUGAGAGAGCCUGAACACUUCCUGUAUGGUGGUGACCCUCCUUUGGAGGAAGAUUCUCUGAAGCAGUCGCUGGUGCCAUACACACCUCCCUUUGAUUUGUCCCAUCUCACAGAACCUGCUCGGGGUGUUGAAACAGUAGAGGAAGCUGAGUCUUCAGAGGAUGAGUCUCUGGGAUGCAGAGCAACAGAGAUAGUGCUUUCUGCACUCCCUGAUCAAAGAAGUGAGGGAAAGCAGGCUGAGACCAAAACUAGCCUGCCUGAAUCCCAGCUGGUUGUGCUGCAUAUUCACGAAGACCCUGAGUCCAUUUCUUUGCCUAUAGGAACAGGCUCCGAGAUUUUGUCUCCAUCAAACAUCGACUGGGAAGUAGAAACAGAUGAUUCUGACUCACCAGCAGGUGGAGACAUAGGACCACCAAAUGGUGCCGGCAAGGAAAUAUCAGAAUUGGAAGAAGAAAAAAUAAUUCCUACCAAAGAGCCUGAGCAGAUACAAUCAGAAUACAAGGAAGAAAGAUGCACAGAGAGGAAUAAAGAUCAUCAUGCAUUACACACGGAUUACAUACUUAUAAACCAUGAAGAAAAUUCACACUCAAAGCCAGAGGUGUGUGAAGAAAGAGAAAGCAUGGCUGAAUUAGAAGAAUCGCACGUAGGUUCCAAAGAAACAGGGCUGCCAGGAACUCAGUCAGCAAGCUUCCCAGACAUGUGUCCGCCUGUCUCCUUAAAUGAAAGAAAAGGUCUCUGUGCAGAGAGAAUGUCUUCUAAAGAUGGCAAGAGAUCGUCUCUUGAAAGCCCUGUGCAAGACCAGAGUUGGAUGCUCUUGGGCCAUGGUGAGGUUGGUGAUCCAUCACUGGAUGCCAGGGACUCAGGGCCUGGGUGGUUUGGCAAGACUGCGGAGCCAUUCUCUGAUCUCAGCUUGGGCGAGGGUCCCCAGCUGCAGGUUCUGGAAGAAAUGAAGCUUGCAGAAUCUUUAGCACUAGAGGAAGCCUCUGGUCCAGUCAGCCAAUCACAGAAGAACAAGAGCCGAGGCAGGGCUGGCCCGGAUGCAGUUAUGUUGCAGGCUGUCACCCAUGACAAUGAAUGGGAAAUGCUUUCACCACAGCCUGCUCAGAAAAACAUGAUCCCUCACAUGGAAAUGGAGGAGGAGACAGAGUUCCUUGAGCACAGAACCAGGAAACCAAGACCAAAAGGACUGCUGUCAGAGGAUGUAGGAAUGGACAUCCCCUUUGAAGAGGGAGUGCUAAGUCCCAGUGCUGCAGACAUGAGGCCCGAACCUCCUAAUUCUCUGGAUCUUAAUGGCACUCAUCCUCGGAGAAUCAAGCUCACAGCUCCAAACAUCAAUCUUUCUCUGGACCAAAGUGAAGGAUCUAUUCUUUCUGAUGAUAACUUGGACAGUCCAGAUGAAAUUGACAUCAAUGUGGAUGAACUUGAUACUCCCGAUGAAGCAGAUUCUUUUGAGUACACUGGCCAAGAUCCCACAGCCAACAGAGAUUCUGGCCAAGAGUCAGAGUCUAUUCCAGAAUAUACGGCUGAGGAGGAAAGGGAGGACAACCGGCUGUGGAGGACGGUGGUGAUUGGAGAACAGGAGCAGCGCAUUGACAUGAAGGUUAUCGAGCCCUACCGGAGAGUCAUUUCUCACGGAGGAGAUUCAGGAUACUAUGGGGACGGUCUAAAUGCCAUCAUUGUGUUUGCCGCCUGUUUUCUGCCAGACAGCAGUCGGGCGGAUUACCACUAUGUCAUGGAAAAUCUUUUCCUAUAUGUAAUAAGUACUUUAGAGUUGAUGGUUGCUGAAGACUAUAUGAUCGUGUACUUGAAUGGUGCAACCCCAAGACGGAAGAUGCCAGGGCUAGGCUGGAUGAAGAAAUGCUACCAGAUGAUUGACAGACGGUUGCGGAAGAAUUUGAAAUCAUUCAUCAUUGUUCAUCCAUCUUGGUUCAUCAGAACCAUCCUUGCUGUGACACGACCUUUUAUAAGUUCAAAAUUCAGCAGUAAAAUUAAAUAUGUCAACAGCUUAUCAGAACUCAGUGGGCUGAUCCCAAUGGAUUGCAUUCACAUUCCGGAGAGCAUCAUCAAUAUUGACUUGAAGCUGAAAGAAAAGCCCUAGCUGGCCACGCUGGAAUAAGAGGAUGCUUUUUCUGGUUCAUGGUUCUGCUGAAACAUAUCUACCUGGAGGAGACAGGGCUGAUGUUACCUUUUUCCACUUUGCACUACCUGGUGCCAUUCUAAAUUUCUAAGGGGAGUGAUAGGAAGGGAGUUUGUUUACUCUUAACAUGCUUUAUGAAAUUGUGUGUACUGUCCUGUUUUGCCAGUUAUGUGCCUCAGAGAUUUUAGUUGAGUCUUAGCAAGACAGUAGGACCUUCCAUUUCAAUACUUCGUUAACACGGUGCAGUGAUAUUUUGUCCCUUAGACUGGUGUAAGGGACAGUAAGAUACCUUUAAUCCACUGUUAACUGUGAGUGGAUUUGUUUCCAUAGAUUAGCUGGAUUUCCCUUUGGUGAUUGCAUUAGGUUUAAAGUACACAGGGCUCAACUCUCCCCAGGAAAAUUACCCCUGUAUAACUCCACCUUUAAAAUCCUAAGCCUGAUGAGGGCAACCGUGAACCACACAAGGUGUAAAACCAUCAUCAGCCAAGUGCCCACUUUGUUCUUGUUUGCCAGAAUCUGCUUUAACUUCUCAAAGGGAAGCCAGGCUUUCUAGUCCACGUCAGCUUCAUUUUAGUUGUCAAAUUGGGCAUCAUAUUUUAUGUAAAUUGGUCUAAUUUAAGAAUCAGUGUUACAUGUUUGGUAGCUCUCUGAGCUUCAGGCCAGAAACUCAGUUCAAGUUGUUAACCUUUUAAGUGCCAAGAACUCAAGUGUACCCAUAAAGAAAGCAUUACUGAAACACAGCCACACCAACUUGUUUUUGUACCGUCUGCAGCUACUUUCACACUACAACCGCAGAGCUGAGCAGCUGCGACAGCCCAUAUGUCCCCAAAUGCCUGAAACACUGACCGUGUUUAGAGAAAAACUUGGCUGACCCCUGCUCCAGCAACUGCAUCCUUUCCUAUUCCACCCCAAACUGUAUGUAGAUAGUUUCUCUAACAGAACAGACACAUGGGGCUACAAACUAAUUUGUUUUUGUCAAAAAUCAAUGUUUUGACAUCCAGACAGUAAGAUACAAGAAACGGCCUGCUGUGAAAGAUGAGGAGCCCUACCCACAGGAUAACAGCCUAGGUUGCAGUUGCCAAAAGGAAGUCUUCUUAGAAGCACCCUUUUUAGCAGGCGUUGCUGAGGUCUGUGCCUCCCUCUGGGAACCAUUCUUAGUCCCCGGUGUCACCUAUUCCAAAGAAGCUGGCAGAAAUAAAAAUGAAGGAGAAAGAAGGGUUUCAUCAUAGACUGAUGGUAGAAGAUUCGCUGGGGAGAGCUGUCCAGAACACUUGGUGCCCUGGGUAUAAGGGGCCUGGAACUGCUUUGAAGUAGAUAGGUGAUUGAUUUUCUCUGACCUCAUUUCUUCACGUCUGCCUCCUCCUGUCCUUCCACACAUACAGUUCAUCCCUCUUUCCUCCAUAAGCCUCUACAGUUUUCUGUUUUCUCCUCUUGAUCCUUUCAACCUCGUGUCUUAUUGAAUUGUAUGUUCUAUUGGAUCUCCUUCCUCCUAACAUCUGGCUUGUUGGACAGAAAAAGCCCUACAGCCCACCCCUCCCACAAGCCACCUCCACUUUGAAAGCCCAAAUUAUGCCUCUCCCAGAACGUCGUGUUGACGUAAAUACGGUUACCCAAUAUUCCUGUUUGUUCACCUAUUUGCCACUUUCACUCGGUAGCGUUCCAUUCUGUAAAAUGAAUUCCAUGGUCACCCAGUCACAGGAAGUAAUAAAGAAUCCAGUGUUCAGUGUAGUGGUGCCAACCUGAGGGUGUAGAGCUGUUCAUAGAGGGCUCCUAUUAGAGCCAAACAGACAUAACAACAAUCUCACCAUUUAUUUAUAUGUGUUUUUAACUUGUCCAGCUCAUCUAUGGAAAACUACUCAGGUGGUAUGCCAUUGGGAGCCUCAUCUUUCUACAUGAAAAUUGUAGGCAUUUGUCCCAAUCAAUGAUUUUGUUUCAGCUGUUCUGUGGGCUGCAUAUCCACUCUAAUAUUUAAGUAUCUGCUAUUUUAUUAUCUUAAAAAGACACAUUAAUUUAAUUGCAUGUGCUAGAGAAAAGCUACCAUGUAAUUUCACCCCAAGUAAAUAGAAUCCUAGAUGAAUCCUAGAAAAAUAAUCCCUAAGCAGAUAGGUAGACAGAGGUCAACAUUCGCCUGAUUUAGCUCUCUAGCUCUUGCAUUCUGAGCAUUCUUGCUUUGGUUCUGACUUCCGGGAACUGCUUUGCACGUCUCCUGUAGAUCUGUAGUUAAGGGAACCAAGGGGUCAUUGGGGCAAAAGCAUUGUUUCUCCAAGCUCCUUGGUUAAGAGAAAGAACUGAAAUCUGCACAGAAGAUACUGUCAAGGAGUGGGAAAGUUUGCUUGAGGGCAGUGGCUCAGUGUGGAAGAAAAUUCAGAAGUUUCUGUUGAAGCCAUAUAAUGUUUUGCGGGGUUAUCCUCGAAGACAUUCUCUGAGGUGAGGAAAUCGCUACUUCUAGCCUUCAUCAAGAUGUCAUUUUAAAUAUUCAGUUAUGGUACUAUGUCUGCAACUCUUGUCUUAUUACCAUGCCUCGGUAGUUUGUUCCCUUAGAAACAUUUAGAUGUGCACAAAUUAAUUUUUUAUAUGUCUAAAGGUUUUUCUAUCAUAAUAUGGGAUUGCUCAGAAUAAAGUAUCUAUUAGACUUCGUUUUGGUAAAUAAAUUCUCCCUAAUGUAAACGACUAAUAUAAAAAUCUGCAAUGAUACAAUAUAUCUAUAUAGCCUCGCGGUAUAAUUCAGAAAUAAAAAUUGAUUCUGC